Molecule: messenger RNA, 2242 nt
Organism: Phycomyces blakesleeanus NRRL 1555(-)
Lineage: Eukaryota; Fungi; Mucoromycota; Mucoromycetes; Mucorales; Phycomycetaceae
Exons: 13
Coding region: 1-2031 (676 amino acids)
Biological process (GO): dephosphorylation
Molecular function (GO): alkaline phosphatase activity
Source: RefSeq, a predicted model, not a curated record
AUGAAGAUAACCUUGCUCACCGUAUUUUCGUUGGCCACCAUCUGCUCAUCAGCUCUUGCUGGCAGCACUAGCAGCACUAGCAGCUACAAGCUUCGGCCAGACCCUGAAGGUCAAUUCCCUCGCUUGGGUGCUUGUCCUGAUGCUCAUGCUUGUAUCUUCCCUCCUGAUGUUUCGCAAUUUAUCCCUGGAGCUUACUUUGAUCUGAGAGUUGAGCUUCAUGCUUAUGACGAGGAUACUUCCAAGCCUACCCCUGCUCCUUAUACUCAGUUUAAGACAACUGUUCGCAAGAACAAUGGCCCAUGGUCCGAUGUCAACCGUUACUUUGAUCUCCCAAAUCCCAAGCUGGAGGAGUGGAACUUUAGCUGGGUUAACUCCAUCGAUGCUCACCUUGGUACCAUAAAGGAUGGAAAGCCCGUCUCCCCUGUCAAUGUUGCAGUAUCAUCGCGUGCCUGGCGUAAGCUCAAAUUUAAGGAGGCUGGUUCUUAUGAAAUCAAGGUUGAGUAUGGACCCAAGCAAUCUUAUACCGUAAAGUACACCGUUCCCAAAAAACCCAAGCAAAAAGCAAAGAACGUUAUUUUGUUCAUUUCCGAUGGUACAAACACUGGUAUGAUCACCGCUGCUCGUGCAGUUGCAAAGGCACAUACCUCUGGAAAAUACCACGAAUUCCUUUCUUUUGAAAGCUUUGAUAACCUUGGACACGUUAUCACGAACUCGGUUGAUAGUCUUACCACUGAUUCUGCUAACUCUGCCUCGGCUUAUUCUACUGGUCACAAAUCAAGUGUCAACGCUCUUUCUGUUUAUUGUGAUUCCUCAGAAGAUCCUUUUGAUGAUCCCAAGGUCGAGUCUAUUACAGAGUUGAUCCGUCGUCGUCAACCUAAUAAGGCCAUUGGUAUUGUCACCACUGCUUAUGGACAGGACGCUACUCCUGCCGCAUUUGUAUCUCACACCCGUAAAAGAUCAACCUAUCAAGAGAUUUCCGAUCAGAUUAUUAACGGUGUUCCUGAUUGGACUGAUCCUGUUAUCCCUGAUGUUUGGUUGACUGGUGGUGCCGAAUACUUCAAGGGUCCCCUCAGUUUGAACGGAACAGAUUACUACAAGGAGUUUUCCAAGAAGGGUUACAAGGUUGUUCAGAACAAAAAAGAUCUUAACAAUUACAAUGGCAAGGACAAACUUAUGGGUGUCUUCCGCCAAGGAAGUCUUGAUGUUUGGUUUGAGCGUAACUUGUAUGUCAAUAACACUGUGGGUAAUAAAGCUGCCCCUGAUAUGAGCGGCAAGGAUGCCCUAGGCUCUGACCAGCCUGGUCUCGAAGACAUGACUAUCAAGGCAUUGGAAACUCUUAAGAAACGCGGUGGCGAUGAUGGGUUCUUCUUGAUGUCUGAAGCUGCAUCCGUCGACAAAAAGUUGCAUGUAUUUGAUUUUCCUCGUGCAUUUGCCGAAUUGGUUGAGCUUGAUGUUACUAUCAAGAAGACUGUCGAAUGGCUCAAGAAAAAUGGCGAAUACGAGGAUACUUUGAUCCUUGUAACAGCCGAUCACGCUCAUUCUUUUGACGUCUGGGGAUCUGUUGAUCGCAACUACCUCUCUGGUCAUGUUGAUAACACCGCCAAGCUUAACUCUAUUGGUGUCUAUGGGCAGUCAGGAUGGCCCGGUUAUUUCGAUACCAAUGGAGAUGGUUUCCCAGAUAAUUGGACUCCAAACAUUGUCUUGGCUGCUGGUACUUCCAACGGUCCUGACCAUUACGAAGCCUGGAACACUUCCAAGGAUGAAAUUCGCAACCCUUCUAUCACUGGUCCCGACAAGCUUACAUAUAUUCCUAACCCUGAGGACGCCGCUGGUGAUUACCAGAAGGGACUCAAGUGGAAUAGUAAUCUCCCUACUGAAGAAAACCAGGGUGUUCAUUCGAUGAGCGAUGUCUUCAUCUAUUCUAACGGCCCUGGAUCAGAUCUCUUCAAAAAGACCUUUGAGAACUGGGAUCUCUUCUUCAAGAUGGCUGAGGCAAUGGAUUUGCUUAGACCUACCAAGAAAGAAAACUAGGCUUUUUUUCUUUCUUUCUGCCAACAAACAUCCUAUAGCGUUUGGAUUGUUCGAGUACAGCCACUAUAUAUCUCCAAUUCAACCUUAUAAUCAAUUUUCUAUCUAUCUAUCUAUCUAUCAAUUGAUAUAGGCAUCUAUUUAUCUGAUAAAAUUACCCUUUUUUUUUAAAUAAUAAUAAUAAUAAUAAUAAUAAACAAAACCUUUCCUUCUU